Penicillium canescens is the source of this 864-nucleotide messenger RNA. RefSeq lists its product as uncharacterized. Gene Ontology annotation, biological process: protein N-linked glycosylation. The coding region runs from base 1 to 864 and encodes 287 amino acids. Gene Ontology annotation, molecular function: glycosyltransferase activity. The record is from RefSeq and is a predicted model, not a curated record. Gene Ontology annotation, cellular component: Golgi membrane. The transcript has 3 exons. Lineage: Eukaryota; Fungi; Ascomycota; Eurotiomycetes; Eurotiales; Aspergillaceae.
AUGGCUGCUCCAAAACCGUCCAUCGCCAAGGUGACGAUUAUAUUUGGAGACAAUUCUGUCUACCACAGAGCUUUAAAAACACAUGAAGAGCACAGUCGCAAGUUUGGAUAUCCCAUGCAUGUCUUACAAAGCGGAAUUCUGGAUGAUGUGUGGACAAAACCUGCGUUCCUAUUGUCUCUCAUACUGGAGGAACUUGUUAAACCGAAAACAGAACGACUAGAAUGGAUCUUUUGGUUCGAUGCUGACACGGUGGUCAUGAAUCCAAACAUUCCGAUUGAGCUGUUUCUCCCACCGGCAGAUUUUCCUGAUAUCCACGUUAUAUUCAGCAAAGACUGGAAUGGGCUCAACAAUGGCGUCUUUCCCAUCAGGGUUCAUCCAUGGUCCGUCGAGUUGCUAAGUGCAGUUAUCGCCUACCCACACUAUUUCCCCAACACGCAACUCGUCUUCCGUGACCAGUCCGCAUUGGGGAAGCUUCUUGAGAACGACGACUAUUUUAGAAACUCCACCAUAUACGCUCCGCUUCGGUGGUUCAAUGCCUAUCGAGGGGCUCCUGACGGAAGUCUAAAUGACUAUAUCCCGCCGGAAUUUCAACUGCGCAAAGGUGAUUUCCUUGUUCACUUCGCGGGAACGUCAGCAUCAGACCGAAACAAUAGUAUGAGCACGUUCCUCGAAGUGGCUGAACUGCACUCCCCCGAUUGGCAAUUACCGCCGGACGCAACAAGCUAUCUAGGCAUUGGCAGCGGUGGCAUCGGUGGCGGCGGCGCCGGCGUAUUUAGGCUGGCAUUCACCCUCGCAAGAAGCUCUGCUGGCAUAGGGUUCUUAGCCGCUUUCCUACCUAGCGAUAUCGCCUUCUUCUCAGCCUGA